ACGGCAGAGGAAAAAAGACAUUGUGCACCUUGCAGCAGAAAGGGAUAAAAGAUACCGCGGAGGCGCGACAAAUACGGCAACGCUACCACGGCCAGGUCGCAAUUCGCAACACAAACGCCGCCGCCCAAAGAGAGGAGACAGAAAACAGUCGGAGGAGAAGAGGAGGAUGGGCUUCGAGAAGCAGAUCUUGAGAGCCGGGACCGGCCCCAAGCCGGUAAAGGGCCAGAAGGUCACCGUCCACUGCACCGGCUACGGGAAGGAUCGUGAUCUAUCCAAGAAAUUUUGGAGCACCAAGGACCCUGGGCAGCAGCCAUUCAGUUUCAACAUUGGUCUGGGUUCAGUGAUCAAAGGAUGGGAUGAGGGAGUUAUGACCAUGCAAGUGGGUGAAGUUGCUCGUAUCCAGUGCACACCUGAUUAUGCUUACGGAGCUGGCGGGUUCCAAGCCUGGGGAAUUCAACCAAACUCAGUGCUGGCGUUCGAGAUUGAAGUCCUCAGUGCCCAGUAAUUCACAGUGUAAUAGCUGAUGGAGCCUUCGAUCAGCUACGGAAACAUUGGCCAUGCCUCUGAAGUAAUGAAAUAAUUCCGUUGUCACCUCAUGCUACAUACAGCAGAUUGGUGUCCUGAGUGAAAUCCUGUGAAACUUUAGCACUCUGUAACCUUGAUGUCAAGUUUAUGGAGUUCCUUGUGUGACGACUCAAAAGUUCUCGUCAAUGACUAUAAUCCGAUGGCUUCCGAUGUGAUACUCGUAGCCGGCCGUAAUAAACUUGCAAUUCUUGCA
Molecule: messenger RNA, 778 nt
Organism: Sorghum bicolor (sorghum)
Lineage: Eukaryota; Viridiplantae; Streptophyta; Magnoliopsida; Poales; Poaceae
Product: peptidyl-prolyl cis-trans isomerase FKBP12
Exons: 5
Coding region: 167-505 (112 amino acids)
Molecular function (GO): peptidyl-prolyl cis-trans isomerase activity
Source: RefSeq, a predicted model, not a curated record